UGUUGAAGGCAGCUGGUGCGUGUCACCAGGACGUGAGUUGGGAUCUCACCGGCUUUGAUCUCUCUGUGAGAAGAUCCUCUUGUUUAUAGCCGCCGGGAUUUCGCAGGAUUUGUGGUCUGCGAUUCCUUGGCAUGGAUCUUCCAGGAUAAAGAAAAAUGUCCAUAUUCCUAGUCUCCCCGUGUCCAGAAGUGCGUGUCUUGGAAAUGUGUUACCAAAUAUUUCCGAACUGGUAACGGAGCAUCGAGUUUCAGCCUCUGUGGAACUGUGUUCGAAUGCUCACUGGAUGUACUGCCUUACGUGUGAACGAGGUGUUCGUAAGAUUAUCGGACAUUGUUGGGGCAUUGUGAGGGAGAGGUGUAGGGUAGUGGAGGAGGGGAGGGGAGGUGCAAAUUGAUGGAGACAGUUUUUUUUUUUACAAUGGUAAUGAUAUUGUUUACAAAGAUGGCGUGGGGAAGGGCGUGAGGUGAAAGCGUUGAUGCGUGGACGGGCGGUGAGGGAGGCGGUGAGGGAGGAGAGCGUGGUGGAGAAGGUGGAGGACACCGUCAGGAGGUUCCCUCACCACCGUCAGCGCCGCGGUCAGCCCCUGCGGCGUCAGCGGUGCUCGUCGCUACACUCCCUCCUUCGCCAACAACUCCUGACGCAGGGCACCAAGAUGGCCGCUGCUUUCCGAAAGCUCUUCCGUUCCAGCGACAAGUUGGAGCCCCAGUACCACACCACCGAGGCUUCUCCUACCACCACCACUACCACAACUACCACCACCAGUAACAACCACAUCAACCACAACACUUGUAGAGACUCCAGCUCUAGAACCUCAAUGAACACAGCGGGUAACAGAAGCCAGCUAUCUGGUGCAUGGGGCCAAGACACCACAGGUGAAGGUGUGGUGGCGUUGGUGGGUGGUGGAGGUUGUAUUGGGGCAGGCAGUGGUGAUGGGGGGAGUGCUGGAGGCCACAAUGGCCUCAACUCUCCCUCCACAGCACGGAAGUUCUUCUCCAGACACACCUACUUGGAAGGCAGCCGGGUAGGGCCUUCUGAGGGAGUGGUCAGUCAACACAGCCCCAAGUCUUCCAGCCGUGGUAAAACUCCCCUGGGGGCGUCUGCACCCACCUCCACGGGCGUCCUCUUCAAAAAGGCAUCCCAGGGUAGCAGCGGCGCGGCUGGAGGCAGUGGUGGCAGCGGCGGUGGGAUCCUGAACGAGUCCACUACUAAACACAUGAAGAUCGUCAGAACUAGGAGGUUGAUGAAGGAGUUUCAGGAGCUUUCCAGAGGCCAGCAGAAUGCCAAGGAUCCAGUCUUCACUGUUGACCUCGUCAAUGACUGCCUCUACGAGUGGAAGGUUAAGCUGCUUCGUGUGGACCCGGAUUCUGAACUUCACCGAGACAUGCAGGAGAUGAACGUCCAUCACAUCUUGUUAUCUCUCAGCUUCCCUGAGAACUUCCCCUUCCAUCCUCCCUUUCUCAGAGUGUUGUCUCCCAGACUGGAGAAGGGGUUCGUGAUGGAGGGUGGAGCUAUCUGCAUGGAAUUACUAACCCCGCGAGGCUGGGCCUCGGCUUACACUAUAGAAGCUGUCAUCAUGCAGUUCGCAGCCAGCCUGGUCAAGGGGCAGGGCAGGAUAUCACGUAAACACAAGGCACCUAAGGAAUUUAACAAGAGGUCAGCAGAGUCAGCGUUCAGAUCGCUGGUUAAAACUCACGAAAAGUAUGGCUGGGUUACCCCGCCUCUUUCUGAAGGCUAGCACAGGACCGCCACCAUCUUGCAGCCUCAUCGUUCAUGAAUCCAUCCGAGUGAUUUCCGAUCCAUGAUUCGUGUUAAGAAUCGAAUCCUCCUUGCAAAUGCAUCAAGUUUAUCCUCGUCGAACACUAUUUGCAAAAAACCCACAUUUGUGGAUGAAUGUUUCAAUGAUGAUUUGAUCCAUUCUGAACGAUGUCUAAGACAUUUUGGUCCAUUAUGGACCAUAAAAUAUUUUGGUCUAUUGUGGGCCAUAAUCAAGACAUUUUGAUCCAUCGUGGGCCAUAAUCAAGACAUUUCGGUCAGUCCUGGAUCAUUAUUAAGGACCACUGUUUGAAUACUAGGUAAAAAUUAUUGCAGACACAGUGACUGUGAUGUGCUAAACCCAUAUGUUUACAUCAUAUGACAGCUGGAGAAUGGGAGGUAAUCAGGUUCGAUCCAAUGAAGGUGAUGGUACCUGCAGUUCCUUUGAUUAAGAGCCCUUCAGUAUCACUCCUUCGAAAGGGUGGGGCUCGUGUGUUAAUUUUAUCAUUCCAUGGGAACCCUUUAACCCACAGGGGUCAUGUGUUACCUAGGGUAUUACAGGUAAUUCAACUUGAUCUGAAGGAAGCCCUCUAUUACUUGGACCAAGAGCCCUUCACCCAGGGAGACAUUUCAGAUUAAAAUAAAUCUUUCAGCAAACUGGUUGCAUCGCACCUAGGCGGGGUGGCCCAAAAGUUAACGCAGAAGUUUCUCCUUUUAAAUUUAUUAAUAUAUACAGGAGAAAGGGUUACUAGCCCCUUGCUCCCGGCAUUUUAGUCGCCUCUUACAACACGCAUGGCUUACGGAGGAAGAAUUCUGUUCCACUUCCCCAUGGAGAUAAGAGGAAAUAAACAAGAACAAGAACUAGUAAGAAAAUAGAAGAAAACCCAGAGGGGUGUGUAUAUAUCUACUUGUACAUGCAUGUGUAGCAUGACCUAAGUACAAGUAGCAAGAUGUACCUGAAAUCUUGCAUGUUUAUGAGACAGAAAAAAGACACCAGCAAUCCUAUCAUCAUGUAAAAUAAUUACAGGUUUCUGUUUUACACUCACUGGCAGGAUAGUAGUAUCUCCCUGGGUGGCUGCUGUCUACCAACCUACUACCACAGGAUGGUAGUACCUCCCUGGGUUUUUGCUGUCUACAAACCUACCACAGGACAGUAGUACCUCCCUGGGUUUUUGCUGUCUACCAACCUACCACAGGACAGUAGUACCUCCCUGGGUGGUUGCUGUCUACCAACCUACUACCACAGGACAGUAGUACCUCCCGGGGCAGUUACUGCCCACCAACCUACUAGGUUAAAAGGAAUCAUACAUGUACAGUAUAUAUAUGCAUACAUAUACACACACACAGGACACAGUAUACAUAUACGUAGUUAUUAAGCAGCGGCAAUAACAAACUAUUUCCUGGGGUAGCCCAGUGGUGGACGUGUCUGGAAGGUGGACCAGCAACUUGUUUUGAAACGGUAAAAUUAUUACUAUUUAUAUUUUGGGGGUUGGAGCUCCCCAACCCCCCUUAGUGCUGCCACUGUAAUUGAGUACAAGGUACUUGUUGAAAUGACUUAAUUUGUUUUACAUUCAUUACUAGUCAUCUGUUUUAUCGUUGUUGAGUACAAAGAAUUUAUUACAAGGUUUAUAUUUUAUAUAUAGUUCUAGUCAACUGUUUUAUCAUUGUUGAGUACAAUCUCAGACUUAUUGAAAAGUUUUAUAUUUCUUUUCUAUGAAAUUCUAGGGAAGUGUUUUUAUCAUCGUAACAAAUACAAACUAAUAUUUCUUUCACAAAAAUGUGCCGAAACUGUAUUAUUAUUAUAAUCAAGGGGGAAGCGCUAAACCCGGAGGAUUAUACAGCGCCUGGGGGGGAUGUGGAAGGCAUUCAGGCUUAAUUCGGGGAACUGGAGCACAGAUCCAAUUCCCUAAAUCAAGAGCCCCUCACCAACAUCAAGGAACCUUCCUUGAGGGGCCGAAACUGUAAAUGUCAUAAAAUAUCGGUUAGCUGUUUGACAUUUAGUCAGUGGAACUGUCAGGUACUUGACAAUAUAAUGUUCUUUAUUAUAAAUGUUAUACAAUACAGCCUCUCCUCACUUAACGACAGAGUUCCGUUCCUAAGACUUCGUCAUUAAAUGAAUUCGUUGUUAACUGAGGAGCACGCCAUAAUGGUAGUGGGUUUGUAUCAACCAUCUUUGAUAUCGUUUUAAUGUCACCUCUGCACCAUUUAUAACAUUUCUGAGAGCCCGUUGUAAGUCCGAGUUGUCGGUAAAUGAGUAUGUCGCUAAGUGAGAGGUUGAGAGGUUGUACUGACAAGCUGAUGAAUAAGACAGGGGUAACACUAGGAUUAUUGAUGGAAUGUUUCAUCUGCAGUGCAAGUCUCAACAGUCAAAUGCAGAGAUUAAUCACACCACUGGAGACAUCAGUGUUGGUGGAAGACAGAUAGAGAGGUAGUCUGAGGUAAUAUAUCCGUCAGUCCUAGUGCAAGAUGAUCAGUCUCUCAGUGUACAGCAGAAGCACAUGGUCUGAGGUCUGUAUACUGGAAGGUGAAGUAUAGCAGCUUGGUUAAUGCCACUGGUGAGUCGAGUCCACUUGUAGAGGCAAGUUACGAUAAACACUGAAGACCACCUUGCACGAAGACAACAUCACUGUGUCAGACUAGUGUCAAGCGAUGUCUUCAUGAAUACCACUAACAAGUGUUUGUCAUGACUUUCACUUGACUUCUGUUUUAUACUAAGAGAUUCAUCAUCUUGUAGUAAGGCUAAGGGAGAGAUUAUCUCAAACCACCUCUCCGAUAAGGGAACACUGUAUCAACAUCUGGGGUCCCAGACUAUUCAACACGUUAAAUAAAUAACAAAAAGGCACAAUACCGUGACUGGAACGAUACACAAAUAACCCGCACAUAAAAGAGAGAAGCUUACGACAAUGUUUCGGUCCGACUUGGACCAUUGACAAAGUCACACGUCCAAGUCAGUCCAAGUCGGACUGAAACGUCGUCGUAAGCUUCUCUCUUUUAUGUGCGGGUUAUUUGUGUAUUCAACACGUUACCAGAAGAUAUCAGAAACACUGCUGGAACAAGUGUAGAAGCCUUCAAGAGGAAACUGGACAAGUAUCUUCACCAGGUGCCAGAUCAACCAGGCUGUGAUGGAUAUGUGGGGUAGCGGGCCUCCAGAAGCAACAGCCUGGUUGGCCAGGCAAGCACCAGAUGAGCCUGGCCUAUGGCCAGACUCAAAACUCUUCAAAGGUAUAUCAAAGGUAUACCACCCAUGCUGAUGUCUCCAGCAGUAUGAUUCAUCUCUACAUUUGACUGUUGAAGCGUACAGUGUAGGCAAACUUCUCACAUACUGUUGUUUACUUCCUAUACAUUAGUCUACACUUGUCUGCCUCACUAUAUACUAGUCUAUACUGUUUUGCUUCACUGUAUACCUAAAUACCCAUAAGUACUUAUUCAACAUUAUUUGCCUACCUCAUCUAUUAGCCUCUAUCUGUAAGAUGGACCCAGAUAAUAUUACAAUCAUAACUAACCGCUAAGCCCAUUAGGGUCAUACAGCGCAUCCCCAAAUAAAUAUACCAUCCUCCUCUAUACAAUAUACAGUGGACCCCCGGUUAACGAUAUUUUUUCACUCCAGAAGUAUGUUCAGGUGCCAGUACUGACCGAAUUUGUUCCCAUAAGAAAUAUUGUGAAGUAGAUUAGUCCAUUUCAGACCCCCAAACAUACACGUACAAAUGCACUUACAUAAAUACACUUACAUAAUUGGUCACAUUUGGAGGUAAUCGUUAUGCGGGGGUCCACUGUAUACUGUUGCAUAUUAAAUGUACCGUCUUACAUAUAAACAGUGUAUCGUACCAUUUGAAUUACUUCUAGGUUUGGAAAAUAGAUUAAUUUAGUAGUUAUUUUAUUAUAACAGUUAUAACUGAGUGUUAAACCCACUAGUCAUAAAGCUCUGUAUUACUAUUAUAAUCAAGGAAAAGUGCUAAACCAAUAAGGGUUACCUGGAGUUUACCUGGAGAGAGUUCCGGGGGUCAACGCCCCCGCGGCCCGGUCUGUGACCAGGCCUCCUGGUGGAUCAGAGCCUGAUCAACCAGGCUGUUGCUGCUGGCUGCACGCAAACCAACGUACGAGCCACAGCCCGGCUGGUCAGGAACUGACUUUAGGUGCUUGUCCAGUGCCAGCUUGAAGACUGCCAGGGGUCUGUUGGUAAUCCCCCUUAUGUAUGCUGGGAGGCAGUUGAACAGUCUCGGGCCCCUGACACUUAUUGUAAUUUAGGAAUGAUCUUUGAGUUCUCAAUACCAUACUUACCUUAUGAAAAUGUUCUAAUACACGAAUGUUUUCAUCUCGAUAACACGUCUGAUUUGUAUUACAAUAACCCAGACAUGUCUGAACAUGCAACUGUCCAGUAAGAUCUACAGCACUGUAUAAAUAUUUCCUGAAAAAGUAAUUGUCAUAUAGCCGUCUUUCAUUGUUUUACAUUGUGUAAAUCAUGAAUAUACCAGUCCAGUAUAUCAAAAAACUGCUCCAGAAAAUGGGGAACAUGGUCAGCAGAACUUUUGAAGGUUGCUAGGAAUUCACUUGUUUUGGGAAAAAAGAGCCGGGGAAAAUAGAACACUUGGGCGAGGGGCUUAGAGUAUUGAGAGUUUUCCCAAUUUCUGGAAUUGUGAUUUGAUAUCCAAUGCUCAUGGAAGCUGUGACUUAUUUUGUAAUGUGCAGUGUGUGUAUUAUGUUUGUGUGAUGUAGUUUAUGAAAUGUAAGACAGACUGUGUGUUAAGGAUACGACCAGUUACAAAGUGGUAUUUUACGUUUAUUAUAAGAGCAUAUAUUACUAUUAUACAAUGAAUCUACAAUUUAAUGGAUUUUGUAAAUAAAUGAGAUAGUCGAUUAAAGAGCAACAAAGCGCAGUAGUUGUAAAAAUUACUCGGUAAUACGAUCAAGGUAAAAACAAAAAAUCUAUCCCGUCGGCGCCUCCCUAUUAGGGCCACUAAAUUGUGUUUUAAAUUAUUAAUGGAAAAGCAGUGUAUCCAUGAGGGUAAUAUAGUGCCUGAGGUAUGGAAGACAGUCAGGCUUGAGUUAAGGAGAGGGUAAUAUAGUGCCUGAGGUAUGGAAGGCAGUCAGGCUUGAGUUAAGGAGAGGGUAAAAAUAGUGCCUGAGGUAUGGAAGACAGUCAGGCUUGAGUUAAGGAGAGGGUAAUAUAGUGCCUGAGGUAUGGAAGGCAGUCAGGCUUGAGUUAAGGAGAGGGUAAUAUAGUGCCUGAGGUAUGGAAGGCAGUCAGGCUUGAGUUAAGGGGAGGGUAAUAUAGUGCCUGAGGUAUGGAAGGCAGUCAGGCUUGAUUAAGGAGAGGGUAAUAUAGUGCCUGAGGUAUGGAAGACAGUCAGGCUUGAGUUAAGGAGAGGGUAAUAUAGUGCCUGAGGUAUGGAAGGCAGUCAGGCUUGAGUUAAGGAGAGGGUAAUAUAGUGCCUGAGGUAUGGAAGGCAGUCAGGCUUGAGUUAAGGAGAGGGUAAUAUAGUGCCUGAGGUAUGGAAGGCAGUCAGGCUUGAGUUAAGGAGAGGGUAAUAUAGUGCCUGAGGUAUGGAAGGCAGUCAGGCUUGAGUUAAGGAGAGGGUAAUAUAGUGCCUGAGGUAUGGAAGGCAGUCAGGCUUGAGUUAAGGAGAGGGUAAUAUAGUGCCUGAGGUAUGGAAGGUGAGGGUAGCAAAGGGUGGGUUGGGGGAUAGGUGAGGGUAGCUCGGGGUGGGUUGUGGGGGGGUAGAAUUUGAGGGUAGCUCCAGUUAUUUUAAGUAAGAAUAUCUGAACAGUUUGGGGGUACCCCCCUUCCAUCCCUGGUGAAGCAUUAAAUGGUAUGUCAGUUCCCACAUUUACUAAUAUAUUUUUUCCACUAUAAUCUACCUUGUCCACAAUUACUAUUGUAUUUACUUUGUCUGUUUUGUAAGGUGAACUCCAGGAUCUUUCCUUAAUUCAUGGUGUGACUUAACAAAUCUUCGAGGAUAAUUGUGUUGCAGAGGUCUGAG
Molecule: messenger RNA, 7730 nt
Organism: Cherax quadricarinatus
Lineage: Eukaryota; Metazoa; Arthropoda; Malacostraca; Decapoda; Parastacidae
Product: ubiquitin-conjugating enzyme E2Q-like protein CG4502
Source: RefSeq, a predicted model, not a curated record